CUCCGCACGCCCACCCUUAAUUUUGAAAAGGAAAUGGAUUCUAAAGCAGAUACAUUUAAUGAGUCUGUGUCUUCAAUAUUAGAACGUAAAGUUCGAGGUUGGCUCAGUGGAGUUAUAGACGAUAUGAGACGAAGCAGUCCAGUUCAGCAGUGGCUGGAUUCUCUCCCAGCUGAUUCAGAGGCUGAAAGUCAAAACGAUCCAGAUAUUAUUGUAGAAAAAGAUUCUAAUCCUGAUGAACAAAUUCAAGAAUCAAAUACCAGAUCAGAUGAAAACAAAGUAGAUGAUUCUGUAACAGAAAAUACAGUGAUAGAAGCUACUCAAGAAACUUUACACGAGGACAAAAAUUUAGAUGUCCCUGGAUAUAGAGAGGGAUGGAAGAGAAAGUCUUUAGAAAGUGGACUACUUACGAGUACCCCUCAAUCUAGAAAUGUAAAAAAAAAACUUCAAAGGGACCACUCAGUGCAGUCUGAAGGCUAUCCGGCAAGGUUGAAAAACCCACUAUUCAGAGAUCAUUCUCUACAGUCAGAUGCAAGUGGAUCCAGUGGUAGUUCAGUUUUAAAUGUUUUAGGAGCUAGAAAAGUAGAUGCUGAGUCAGUACUGUUAGCACUUGGAUUUGGGCCAAGCGAAAAACAACAAAAAUUACAGCGGAUACCAGAUAGAUUCUUAGUGCCAUCGAAACUCAAAGGUAUUAGUACAGAACAGUUUAUAAAAGAUGAGCAACAUUCAAUGAGAAUGCACGAUUGUGGUGUCUUUGGAUAUAGAGGUCUUACAGGGAAUCCUCAUGUUCCACCGUCGACAAUUGUAGCUAAAAUAAUGGAUUGUAUCCUCCAAGACGAGGUGUGCCGCGAGGAAGCUUUGAUGAAGACACGUCACUCCAUCGCAGACUUGCGAAGUCCCGCCGCUGUACACGCACAUUUGACGUCUCGAUUGAAAAGCACUUGAUUUAAAUUGACAUUAAAAUAAAUGUAAAACGUAUUAAUUAUUCGUUUCAGAGCCUGGUAGGUCACAUUUUAAUUGAUGCUAACGUACCGGAAGUAAUUUGUAUUAGUGUAGUUAUUAGUAUUGUCGAAGAAGUUACUUAAAUGAUAUAUAUAAGAUUGAUAGGUGUGUCAUUCGAUUCAAAGAAUAGUCUUUACAGAUUUAUAUUAACAAUUAUAAUACGCAUCUCUGAUAUAUUAAAAAUUUAUUGAAUUCUAAUAUGUACUUACUGACUAUUCUACAUAGCGGGUUAAGUUAAAACUGCUACAGUGUUAAAUGAAAGAUUCUUACUUUGUGAUUAAUUGUUUAUCUGAAAGAUUAAAACCCAAGUCGUAAACAAUAUUAAUCGAGCUUAUAUGCGAGAUGUUUGAUAAAUAACCUAUAUAUUUUUCUUGUUUUCAAUAAAUAUAACGAUCAAAUUA
Messenger RNA from Melitaea cinxia (Glanville fritillary), 1400 nucleotides. RefSeq lists its product as uncharacterized. Lineage: Eukaryota; Metazoa; Arthropoda; Insecta; Lepidoptera; Nymphalidae. The coding region runs from base 34 to 942 and encodes 302 amino acids. The record is from RefSeq and is a predicted model, not a curated record. Gene Ontology annotation, molecular function: signaling receptor binding. The transcript has 6 exons.